This is a messenger RNA of Trichoderma breve, 369 nucleotides long. RefSeq names its product thioesterase-like superfamily domain-containing protein. Bases 1 to 369 code for a protein of 122 amino acids. The transcript is spliced from 2 exons. Lineage: Eukaryota; Fungi; Ascomycota; Sordariomycetes; Hypocreales; Hypocreaceae. The record is from RefSeq and is a predicted model, not a curated record.
AUGUCGCCAAAGAGUAUCGGCCUCAUCUUGGCGAGUAUCAGAACCGACUUCAAAUUUCCCAUGACUUUCCCAGACCGUGUCACAGUUUUGCAUAAGCUGGUCACGAAGCCGGAUUACAGCUCUGACCGCUUCUACUUGGAAGCCGUCAUGUACUCCGAGCAGCAAAGACGACCGGCGGCGAAAUGCUUUGAAGAUAUCGUGGUCUACGAUUACAGAGCGGCCAAGAAGGCACCGUUGAAGCCUUUCAUGGUUGAUGAGUUGCAGGCAACCUAUGAUCUACAAGAACAGAGGAAGAAGGAAGCUGAGAAAAAGGUAGCCGAGCUACAAGCAUUUGUUCAACAGGUAGAGGACAGCGCUGGUGCUGCAUAG